Messenger RNA from Acanthopagrus latus (yellowfin seabream), 4861 nucleotides. RefSeq names its product mothers against decapentaplegic homolog 4-like. The transcript is spliced from 12 exons. The record is from RefSeq and is a predicted model, not a curated record. Lineage: Eukaryota; Metazoa; Chordata; Actinopteri; Spariformes; Sparidae. Gene Ontology annotation, cellular component: heteromeric SMAD protein complex. Bases 2034 to 3728 code for a protein of 564 amino acids. Gene Ontology annotation, molecular function: RNA polymerase II cis-regulatory region sequence-specific DNA binding; DNA-binding transcription factor activity, RNA polymerase II-specific; I-SMAD binding. Gene Ontology annotation, biological process: cell differentiation; SMAD protein signal transduction; regulation of transcription by RNA polymerase II.
AAAAUUAAAACUGUAAAUAGUUUUCAUGAUGAAGACCUCAAGUUAGAUCAGGUUGGAUGAUGAAGUUGGUCUCAGGUUGGAUGAUGAAGUUAGUCUCAGGUUGGAUGGUGAAAGUCAGUAAAUUACAGUCUGACUGAAACAAACAUCAGGUAGUUUAGCGUCAGGUGACUCUACGAUGCCGAGUCCUGUUGACUUGUUUCAUUGAUCCAGGGAUGAUCAGGACCUCUUUAUAUUGGAUUCAGAGCUCCUGAGGGUCAAAAUAAUAUUUAUCAUGAAAAAUUGCAUUUUUUUUCAACAGAUUAAAUAGAUUCCAGGUCAUGUGACACACUGACACAUGACACAGAACCUUAUGAGAAGAACAUGCUGAUUUUCCAAAAUACCAUAACGAGCACAAAGACGUAAUCGAUAGAUCAAUAGAUAGAUGGCUAGAUAGAUGGAUAACUUUAUUUAUCACUGACAGGAAAUUUGGUUAUCACUGCAGCAGGUACACUCAGAACAAAUACAAUCAAAGAUAAGAAACAACCUCCUUAACAAUAGAAUACUAUAUACAAUAAGCGGCUUAGUAGUUAUGAGAUAGAAUACGAUAAAACUAUUGAGAUAGAAAUGAAAUGUUGAGGUUAGUGGAACAUAAGCUGCAGGUUUAUGUACAGACGUGUUUCACCUUCAAACAUGAGCAGAACCAGCUGAGCAGAACCUGCUGACCCAAAAUGAAUCCUGCUGACAGAAAUGAUGAUUUGUCAUGAAACUAUUCAGAAUAACUUGAAGAACAAAAAGCAUCAUGUCUAGUGAAGACACAUGACGAGGACUGACGCUCUUCACCACCAGGUGGCUCUAAAGUCUACAACGACGACAUGUCAAUCAUCCUGUUACCGGGACAACCACAAACACAAGCCCCAUUCACAGGGGAUCAGGAUCAGAAUCAGAAUUUCCUUUAUUUGUGCUGCACACAGGGACCUUUCUAUAUCACAGCAGCCAAAGGACAGAAAAAACAGCAAUCAAUAAUAACAGUCAAAGAAUAAACAAUAAAACAGUAAGAAAAAGUAGACUGAUAAACAUCGUGUUUUACACUGAGAACUGUGAGACUUUAGCAGUGUGGCAGUGACACACACACACACACACACACAGACCGCUGAUCAUAACUGGACAUAACAGGUCUUACAAACACACAGGUGAACAGUUACUUCAUCAAACUGGUUCUUCAUGAUUUGAAAAUAACUUAUUGAUUAGUGGAAACACAACAAAGCAGCAUGUUAUUGUAUCAGAGCUGACAGCUGAAUGAAGCUGGAGACUGAGAUUAAAGAGAAGCUCUGACAUGGAUCAACACUGUGAUCAACACUGUGAUCAACACUGUGAUCAACACUGUGAUCAACACUGUGAUCAACACUGUGAUCAAUACUGUGAUCAACACUGUGAUCAACACUGUGAUCAGUAACGUGUCAGGACACGUCUGCUCACAAUUAAACAUAAACUAGAUAUUGAUAAGUGUGACGUCACAGUCUUCCACUUCUGUUUUGUUGCACUGUACAAACACAAGAAUGUUCUGGUUCUGAAAGAGAGAUAUGAAAUAAAUAAAUACACCGAAAUAAAAGACAGAACCAAGACUGCCCUUCAUCUGUGACAGAGACCCGAACUCUCACCAUCACCACUGACUGAACCCUACCCUUCAGAAUAAAAGCCCAACUUCUAACUCCUGAAAGCAGACUCAUGUGGUGGACCGGACUGAUGAGGCGGACCGGACUCGGACCGGACUUGGACCGGACUCAUGAAGCGGACUCUGCUGGUUGUGUGUUCCGGCUGAUGAUGAGGUCGUUCUCCAGUCCGCUGCUGGAUGUUUCGCUCUUAUUUUGAUAAGUGCUGAAGUGGCCUGACUUCCUGUUAUGUCUGGGUAGUAUGACACACACCACCCGUGUGUGUGUGUGUGUGUGUGUGUGUGCAGAGACACACACACACAUACACACGCACAUACACACUCACAGACAGCCGUCACAGGCAGCGGAUCACAGCCGAGUGGAGAGCUCCGAGUCCCGGUGAAGAUGUCGGUGCUCGGCCCGGCCCCCAGCAGCAGCACCGACGCCUGCCUGAGCAUCGUCCACAGCCUCAUGUGCCACCGGCAGGGCGCCGAGAACGAAGGCUUCGCCAAACGGGCCAUCGAGAGUCUUGUGAAGAAGCUGAAGGAGAAGAAGGACGAACUGGACUCGCUCAUCACCGCCGUCACCACCAGCGGAGUCCAUCCCAGCAAGUGUGUCACCAUCCAGAGGACGCUGGACGGACGGCUGCAGGUGGCAGGUAGGAAGGGGUUUCCUCACGUCAUCUACGCCCGUCUGUGGCGUUGGCCCGACCUCCAUAAGAACGAGCUAAAACACGUGAAGUUCUGUCAGUUUGCAUUUGACCUGAAGUACGACAGUGUUUGUGUGAACCCCUACCACUACGAGAGGGUGGCGUCCCCCGCCACUGCAGUGCUAUAUCGUAGUCAGCUGGAGGAGGACACUCCCACGCUCUGUCAGGACACUCCCACAUUCUGUCCUCAGUCUCUGAUAAAGGAGGAGUUCAUGCAGGACUGUCUGCAGCUCGACCUGCCCCCCCACCCUGACCCCUACAGCCAGCCCCGCCCAGUCAGCAUAUAUCCCAGCAUGCCCCUCUCUCCUCCAGGCAGCAGCUCCAUGACUCCUACAGCUCCAGUCAUCUGCAGCAGGAGCAGAGGUGGUGAGGGACUCCUGAAGAUUGCACCCCCACAAAACCACGGAGGACAUGCCUCCCCAUCUCACCCCAACCCUCCUCACACCCCUCAGCCUCCUCACCCUCCCACCCCCACCUCCCCCCAACAGCAGAGCCCCGAGUACAGCAGCCCCCCCAACACUGCCACGUGGCCAGGUACUAGCCCCACUCCCUACAGCCCUGCAGGACCUCAUCAGAGUGGGAGGAGCCACCAGCAGCCUCCAUUACAUCAUCAUCACCACGCCGCUAACACUCACUUCUGGUCACAGCAUCAUAGUACUGCUCCAUAUCCACAACCAGUGUCGAACCACCCAGGUCCAGAGUUCUGGUGUUCCAUCUCGUACUUUGAGUUGGAUGUCCAGGUCGGGGAGAUGUUUAAGGUCCAGUCCAGCUGUCCUCUAGUGACGGUGGAUGGUUAUGUGGACCCUUCAGGAGGAGACCGUUUCUGUUUGGGACAGCUGAGUAACGUCCACCGCACAGCUGGCAGCCAUCGUGCCAGGCUUCACAUCGGCCGGGGGAUUCAGCUGGAGUGUCGAGGGGAGGGGGAUGUUUGGAUGCGUUGCCUUAGCGACCACUCAGUGUUCAUCCAGAGUUUCUACCUGGACCGCGAGGCGGGUCGAGCGCCUGGAGACGGAGUCCACAAGAUCUACCCUGGAGCAUACAUCAAGGUGUUUGACCUGCGGCAGUGUCACAGACAGAUGCAGCAGCAAGCGGCAGCAGCUCAGGCAGCUGUAGUAACUCAGGCAGCAGCAGUUGUCGGUGCAAUUCCAGGGCCGAACAGCGUGGGGGGGAUCGCCCCUGCAGUCAGUGUGCGUUCAGCCGCAGGUCUGGGCGUGGACGACCUGCGCAGGUUGUGUAUCGUGCGUCUGAGCUUUGUUAAAGGUUGGGGGUGUGAUUACCCCCGUCAGAGCAUCAAGGACACCCCCUGCUGGCUGGAGGUUCACCUGCACCGGGCACUGCAGCUGCUUGACCAGGUGCUGCACACGCUGCCGCCACGAGAACACGCAGUGUGACCCACUGCAGCAGCUGUGUGUGUGUGUGUGUGUGUGCGUGCGUGUACUUAGGUGUAGUUUAGCUCACAGGAAAACAAAUCACAGCAGAGGAUUUGUGCACAGAAGCCGUCACCUGAACCUCCCACCUGACUGUCAGGACUCAUAAGCUCCACCCACGCAGGUGAAAACAAACACACCUCAGCUCUUUUGUCCAAAGGCUUCAGACAAUCAGCAUCCCUCCUGUCAGUCAGAGGAAUUGUCAUGGAAACCAGCAUCUAAAGGGACAGGUGAUCAGAGCAAAGAGGAGUAUUUCCUGUCCUUCAAUCGUCUCCGCUUGUCUUGACGUUUUUUAACAAUCGUAGUCAUUAAUUCAUUCACAUGAAUAUUUCAGUUUUGUUCAUGUUGGACACGUUCAGGCAGAUGGCUGCAGCUGAGUGAUCUCACGCUCUCUCACCGCUUCUGUUAAUGAUUCAUUGAACCAAACCAAGAAAACAAAUGUCUGUAAAUUCCUUCACCUGACCUUCCUGUGUUUAUUUAUCUCAGGAUGUAUUUUCUCUUUUGUGUUCAUGAACCUUUUCGAGUACUUAACUUUAGUUUUGACAAAACAUAUGAGACAAACUUUACCAAACAGAGUCGUGUCAUGACCUGUAUUAUCUUUGAUUGCUGUUAAGUUUGAAUAUAUCUUUGACUUUUUAAAGUCCUGUUGCCACCUGUGGGCCCAGUUCAAUAUGAUGCGGUCCUGUCUGAUGACCUGUGGAAUUCCUCAGGGUCGACUCUGGGUUCUGUCAGUCUUUUGUCAUGCAGUCAGCAGAUGAUGUCAUCAGAGAACGCUCCCUGAUGUCAUCAGCGCCUCAAUGUUUAUGUUCGACACAUGAUUUAUAACUGGAAAACUUGUGAUGUCAUCUUUGUGUACUGUCGGUGUUUGGCUGUUCCUUUAACAAGUCUAUUAAUUAUUUAUUUUAAACACUUACCUGCCAAAGAUUCAUUCCUGUUAUUGUUGACAUCAUAUCCUGUUUCCUGAUUCAGCUGAUUUUUUCUGUCACCUGUUUUUUUCUCUCUCUCUGCUUUUUAUCACAUUUAAUAUUUUAAGACUUUUAUACUGAAAGGGUGUAUAACUGUGACAACUGCUGUUUAUUCAAAAUUAAACCUUUUCA